Messenger RNA from Chondrus crispus (carragheen), 885 nucleotides. RefSeq lists its product as hypothetical. The transcript has 2 exons. The record is from RefSeq and is a predicted model, not a curated record. The coding region runs from base 1 to 885 and encodes 294 amino acids. Gene Ontology annotation, molecular function: P-type sodium:potassium-exchanging transporter activity; nucleotide binding. Lineage: Eukaryota; Rhodophyta; Florideophyceae; Gigartinales; Gigartinaceae. Gene Ontology annotation, biological process: proton transmembrane transport; intracellular potassium ion homeostasis; intracellular sodium ion homeostasis.
AUGAGAAUCCCCUCAAGACCAAUAAUCUCGCCUUCUUUGGUACAUUGGCUGUCGAUGGAACUUGCGUUGGUAUUGUUGUCAACACUGGUGAUGGUACUGUAUUCGGUCGCAUUCCUGGUCUCGCUGCUGGGUCUAGCUCGGAGGUCACUACCCUGCAGCUCGAUAUUCAUCAUUUCGUUAUCAUCAUUUCUUCUGUCGCAAUCUCGCCCGGUAAUUCUGUUUUUCAUCAUCGGUCUCAUCAAGGGAACUGAAGUUAUCACCAACACUGUGUUCUGCAUUGGUAUCAUUGUCCCAAAUGUCCCCGAAGGUCUUCUUCCUACUGUGACUGUCUUCCUCAAAUUGUCCGCGAAGCGUAUGGCCAAGAAACAAGUGCUCGUGAAGAAGCUGGAGGCUGUCGAGACGCUCGGAUCCACUACUUGCAUUUGCUCAGACAAGACAGGCAAUCUUACCCAGAACCAAAAGACUAUUGUCCAUCUCGCGUACAACAAUGCGCUGUACACCACGAAGACGGCCGCGACUGAAGCCACGUUUGACACUCAGGUUUCGUGCGUGAAGGAGCUGUUAUGCAUCGGUGCGAACUGCGCGAAGGCCAUGUUCGAUGCUAAACAUCUUGGUGAUACCCCGGAGAAGUCAAUUGACGAACGCAAGGUCAACGGUGAUGCUUCAGAGGCUGGUAUUCUCAAGUUUUCGGAGAAGAUCACGUCUGUCAGUGCAAUCCGUGCUCACAACACUCAGGUUUCGACCAUUCCUUUCAACUUUGCGAACAAAUUCAUGAUCACAAUCAACAAAGUUGCGGAUGGGGGAGAUCGCCUCCGUUUGUGCAUGAAGGGGCUCCUGAACAUGUCAUGGAGAGGUGCACAAGCGUCCUCAAGAAGGAGGGUGUGA